Molecule: messenger RNA, 2446 nt
Organism: Perca flavescens (yellow perch)
Lineage: Eukaryota; Metazoa; Chordata; Actinopteri; Perciformes; Percidae
Product: heterogeneous nuclear ribonucleoprotein A0
Exons: 2
Coding region: 68-976 (302 amino acids)
Biological process (GO): mRNA splicing, via spliceosome
Cellular component (GO): catalytic step 2 spliceosome
Molecular function (GO): mRNA 3'-UTR binding
Source: RefSeq, a predicted model, not a curated record
UCAUCCCCAUACCACCAUUUUGAGAUUAGCGCACAUUGAGUGACAAACAGCCUGUCGUUAAUUGAAAAUGUCUGACCAGCUUUGCAAACUUUUUGUCGGGGGCCUAAACGUGGACACCGACGACGAUGGCCUGCGCAAGCAUUUUGAGCAGUACGGAUCGCUUACCGACUGCGUUGUUGUCGUGAACAAGCAGCUACAGCGAUCCCGCUGUUUCGGCUUUGUAACCUACUCCUCGCCUGAGGAGGCCGAUGCAGCAAUGGCGGCUAGGCCUCACACAGUCGACGGAAACUCGGUCGAGGUGAAGCGUGCCGUUGCGAGAGAAGACGCCAACAAGCCAGAGGCCCUCGCAAAGGUGAAGAAAAUCUUCGUUGGCGGUCUGAAAGACGAUAUCGAAGAGGAACAUCUGAGCGACUACUUCUCUCAGUACGGCCAAAUCGAGAAGGCCGAAGUCAUCUCGGAGAAGGAGACCGGAAAGAAGAGGGGCUUCGGCUUUGUUUACUUCACCGAUCACGACGCAGCCGACAAAGCAGUUGUAGUGAAGUUUCAUACCGUCAAUGGACACAAAGUUGAGGUGAAGAAAGCCCUGACCAAGCAGGAAAUGCAGGCGGCCAACAGAACCGGCAUGGCGCCGAGAGGCAGAGGUAGAGGAGGCAUGAGGGGAAAUCAAAAUGGCUACGGCAGCAGGGAGUACGGCGGAAACUACAACUACGGAAAUGGCGGAGGCUACAACGGUGGCGGCGGCGGUGGCGGCUACGGAGGUUACGGCGGACCUUAUGGGGGUGGUUACGGAGAGCAGACAAGUGGCUACGGCGGUGGAAACGGCUACAACGAGUUUGGCAGCGGGUAUGGCCAGCAUUCUUCUGGUUACGGCCCCAUGAAAGUGCCACCCUUCGGCGGUCAAAGGAGCGCUGCUCCCUACACCAGAGGCGGCGGCGGUGGGGGCUACCCCAGGGGGGGCUACGGCGGCGGCUACUAAAUGAGUCUACACAAAUUAACCACCCCCACCCCUGCCAUAAAUUACCUCCAGCCAGGAUUUGGACGCCAAAAUCAAAUUCAGUAACGGGGCGUCUGCCGUGAAAUCCAACAAUGGCAGAGAUACGGACACAGAGACCCCCUAACCUUCAGACCUCAAACCCCAAACAGGUUGCUACGGUAACCUGGGAACGAGGACAUCACCCUGAAAACGAUGGGGUGUGUUUCUCCACGACUGGGGGACCGGAGAGUGGUUGUGCCGUCUCCCCCUCAGGUGAAGUCAGUUUUCACAAGGAUUCCCCAGUGUGGUCUAAAUGCAUUUUGAAGAGCCUAACAUGGGUUUUAUUCUAAACCGUUUUAUUGAGGAUUUGGUAGGUUAUAAAGUUUAGGGGAAUUUUGAUAACGCAGUGUCCCAGUGCAAUUGUAAAUGUUCUCUUCCCAGUGACCAACCAGCACUGACUAUUAAUAAUGGAUCUACAAAGUGCUAUAUUGGAGUGAUUGUGUCCUUGAUUAAAAAGACUUACAGGCAAGUAUUAUUAAACUAAGUCAUAAACAUUUUAUGCAAUUUUUAAGUGUUCUAUUCUUUUAAUCCCCCUUUGACCUCCAGAUUUAUUAGGACAUCUUACUCUGAUGCUGAUGAUGACCUGGGAGAAUUUGCACUUUGGGCACUGUGGGAUUCAAAAUAAAAUGUUUGAUUACACUGUUGGUUUUUUUUAUAUAUAAAGUCUAAAGUUUUAUUUAAAAUUGAAUAACAGGUUGUUUGUGUGUGAGUUUGGCACUAACGUAGUCUUCCAAAUACCUGAACUUUUUCUUUCUGUGGAAAACCAUAUUUUGCAUGUGCCCCCAACGUAACCUAACAGCUUUGAGGUUUAACAUGCUUUGUCUGCAGAUGUUUCAAGACCAGGAUCAAUGGUGGAAAGUCUCAUGCUUGCACAACCCCAUGUGUCUUACAGUAACUUAAUCAGGAAGUAGUGCUUUUUUUUUUUGAAUGAGCUGAAGUAACUCUAAAGCUCAACAUUGAACUGCAUGAUGAACAAACACAUCUGACAGAUUAACCUUGACUUUCUUCCUGGAUUUAGCAUUGGUGCCUUGAUUGUGAGAACAGCCACUGCAAUUGGAGAAAAUUUGAAUGUACACUUCAUGUCUUUGCUGGAAGGAUAUGAAAAAACAAGCCAACCCUCAACAUAUACCAAAAGUACCCCUUUGUUUAAUAAAAUUGGAGGAAGGGCAUUUUUAAAUCCUGUCUGAUGUACUGACUAUUCAGGAGCACCAGUGGCACCUAACUCGCUACGUCAUGUGUGACAAACCUGUUUAAGUGAUUCUGUCGUGGGGAGUGGAGUGAAAAUUUUACUUUUGUUCUCUUACCUUUUUAUAGGAUACUGUUGCUUGACGAUUUCUGAUCAUCCCAUAGGAAAAGGAAGCCUGUUAUGUUGGCUGUGCUUUUUAUAAAUCUACAAUAAAUUAUAUAUUUUUA